AUGGGAAUCUGUUUAAACAAAUAAUUUAUAGACUAAUACGAAAAAUUGUUUUCAGAUCAUCCUGAUUCAAAUAAAGCUAUUCAAUUGUAUCCAGCUUUUUCGCAUGUUAAAAUGUAUAUAAAAUGAAGUAAAAGAGUUCACAAUGAUUGGUAUCGAUUAGCUAAGGUAGAGUUUAAUGGUUUACCACAUGAAACAGAAGCCUUCUUAAAGAAAUGGAGAUCAAGAGAAUAGCAUCCUCAUUUAUUUUUAAUUCAUAAAAUUGUCACAGAUGAAACAAGUCGGGCUGUUAUUUAUUUGGAUUUCCCAGAAUCAAUAGUAACAGAACUUGAUGAUGAAUCUUAUUUACCACUUUUAGAUGCAGUAUUAUAGAUAAUGUCAAAAUGGUAAAAGUAAAGCAAGACAUAUUCUUACUUUGGACGUGAUUCUGUUUAUAAAGUAAUUAAAUCCAAGAAAAUAUAGGUUAGAUCUUUUGACGGUUAAUUUUAUUAUAAAAUAUUGGAUCCAAUGCUUCAUCCUUAUUUGAUAUAAUUCUAUAGAAAGUGUUGGUUACAAAAGAAUACAAGAUAAUUAGAACAAUUACUAAGCAAAUUUUAUUUGUCUCCCAUUUAAUUAGAGGCUUUGAGUAAAAAAGUAGAAUAUCCUAUACAUAAUUUCUAUAAGACAGAUGUAUUUUGUUUAGGAUUAUUUAUUUAUAAAUGUUUAACACAAGAUGAAGAUUUUUAUGAUCUUAUUAAUUAUAAAGUGAAAUUAGAUAAAAUUAGAAGAAAUAUAUAGGAUCUCAAACUAUAAAACUAUGCAAAAAUGAUAUUAUUAAAUAUGUUAGAAGAAAAUGAAGAGGAUAGACCAGAUUUCAUAUAGCUAGAACUUAAAUUUACACAUUUUUCACCAGAACUCAAAUAUAAAAGAAUAUUUUACAAUAUUAAUUCAAUGAUUUUUGAAGAAUCUUUAUUAUAAAUAACAUAAUUAGUAACAGAAUAAAACAAUGAUUAAGUUGUUCCUGAAGAAAUAUAAGCAUUUAAUUUUGAUGAAAGACUUGACUUUGAAAAUCUACACUUUUCAAUAACUACUAAUACUAAUCCAACAGCAGAAAUUCAUAAAAUGGUUGGAAAAGGAUUUCAUUCUUAAAUGAUUUUAAAUAAUAAUAAAUAAUCAAAUAUUGAAUUAGAUGAAGGAGUUAAAAGAAAAACUAGAAUAGAUUUACCUUGUUUAGGAUAUGCUGAUUUAAGUAAUUGGAAAACUGCUGAAGGUAUGUUUACAAAGGGAAUGCUUCAAGGAUAUGCUAGAUUGACUUUUUCUAAUGGAGAUAAAUUUGAAGGAUUCUUUGUUAAUAAUAGAGCAAAUGGAAAAGGAACCUAUACAUUUCAUGAUAAUCAAUACCAUAAAAAAGAAGGGACUUGGAAAGAUAAUAAAUUUAUAAUCACAAUUUGA
Molecule: messenger RNA, 1428 nt
Organism: Paramecium pentaurelia
Lineage: Eukaryota; Ciliophora; Oligohymenophorea; Peniculida; Parameciidae
Source: the annotation of a GenBank genome assembly